UCAUUGAACUUUGCAGCACAGUGGGAGGAGUAAUCCAUUCUUACCAACUUAACCAAAACGACAAAGUUUUCCUGCGAUGUCCCACAAAUUUUCAAAGAACCGAUACGUUUGGCAUUAACUCCAUUUCAGAAGUUCUAACCAAAUGCCCGGUUAUCAUGUUCUUCACUCUCAAAUACUCGACCGUUGGUUCCCGCCUUAAGCAUUCUUCGUUCCAUUUCCACUCUCUACCCACCACUUUCACCCACAGAUUCAAGUCCCCCAUUCACCAAAACCUCCACCACCUCCUAGAGAAAUGCUCAUCCAUGAGAGAACUCAAGCUAAUCCAUGCCCAAAUCAUCCUCCGUGGCCUGACCAACGAGAACCUCACACUGGGAAAGUUGGUUUCUUUCUGCGCCCUUGCCGACAACGGAGAUCUCGAAUAUGCACGGCUCGUAUUCAACAAAGCCCCAGAACCCAAUAAGUUUAUGUACAAUAGUUUGAUAAGGGGUUACUCAAAUGGCGAUGACCCUAUGGAGGCAAUUUCGCUCUACCGCAAAAUGAUUGGUUCGGGCCUUUCGCCAAACGAGUUUACCCUUCCCUUUGUUCUCAAGGCCUGUGCUCGAAAGUUGGCGUGUUGGGAAGCUGUGGUUGUUCAUGGUCAAGCCAUUAAAUUCGGAACUGGUUUCCAAGUUUGUGUGCAAAAUGCCCUUAUAAGUGUGUAUGUUGUUUGUGGGUCGAUUGAGUGUGCCCGGAAAAUGUUUGACGGUAUUUCGGAAAGGACUUUAGUCUCGUGGAAUUUGAUGAUUGGUGGUUAUUCGAAAAUGGGUUUUUCCAAGGAAGCUUUUUUAUUGUUUCAGGACAUGAGAGAAUUAGGGGUGGAGCCUGACGAGUUCACCUUAGUUAGUCUACUUUCUCUUUGUUCACAAGUUUGUGAUUUGGAUUCUGGAAGAUUUUUGCAUCUUUACAUUGAGAUUACAGGAAUUGAGAUUGAUCUAAUCGUGAGAAAUGCUCUUCUGGAUAUGUACGCUAAGUGUGGGCAUUUGCAUGCAGCGAAAAUGGUUUUCGAACGAAUGCCUAAUAAAAAUGUGGUCUCUUGGACUUCCAUUGUUACUGCAUAUGCUAAACAUGGCCUCACUAUAUCCGCUCAGAAAAUCUUUGAUAACAUGCCAGUGAAAAAUGUGGUUUCUUGGAAUUCAAUGAUUUCGACUUAUGUCAGAGGAGGCCGUUGCAGGGAAGCUUUGGAUCUUUACCUCAACAUGUGUGAUUUGAGGGUGGUGCCGGAUGAGGCUACCUUAGUUAGUAUUCUCUCAGCCUGUAGCCAAAUUGGUGAUUUGGUCAUGGGAAAGAAAAUCCAUAAUUACAUAUGCAGUAACAGUUCAAUACGUGGGGUCACUCUAUAUAACUCCCUCAUAGACAUGUAUGCAAAGUGUGGUUCCCCAAGAAUUGCCUUGGAUAUCUUUUACAAGAUUCCAGAAAAGAAUACAGUGUCCUGGAAUGCUAUUAUUGGGGCCCUGGCACUCCAUGGACGUGGCUUAGAAGCUAUAGACCUUUUUGAAAAGAUGCAAGCAUGUGGAGUUCGGCCUGAUGAGAUCACUUUCACUGGAUUGCUUUCUGCUUGUAGUCACAGUGGUCUUAUUGACUUGGGGAGACAUUAUUUUCAUAAAAUGAGUUCCAUUUACGGGCUAUCACAUGAAAUUGAGCACUAUGCUUGCAUGGUUGAUCUUCUUGGGAGAGGAGGGCUCUUAGAAGAAGCAAUUAGGCUGAUAGGAGGAAUGCCAAUGAAGCCGGAUGUUGUGGUUUGGUGUGCCUUGCUUGGUGCUUGUAGGACCUAUGGUAAUAUAGAGGUUGGGAGGCAAAUCCUCAAGCAGCUUUUGGUGAUGGAGUCAUAUAAUUCAGGGCUUUACGUGCUUCUCUCAAACAUAUACUGUGAAGCUGAGAGAUGGGAAGACGUGAAGAAGAUAAGGAAACUAAUGGAUGACUAUGGGAUCAAAAAGUGUAGAGCAAUUAGCCUCAUCGAGAUUGAAGGUUGUGUUCAUGAAUUUCUGGUUGACGACAAGAGACAUGAAAUUUGGAGGAGUAUACACUCCAUGCUUGAUCAAUUAACACAACAUUUGAAGUUUUCAGGAUAUUCAUGCAAUAUUUCAAGUGCAUAUUUGGAUGUAGAUGAAAUAUAGCCCCGUGCCCAUUUUUGAGUUGUAUUAAUAAGCUUUGAGAAAGUAACUCGAAACACUAGGAUUAUAUCUUUAUUCUUUCCCUUCUAUUCUUUGUAAAACAUCACACGGUUUUCCUUCUAAUUAUAAAGUCA
This is a messenger RNA of Carya illinoinensis, 2284 nucleotides long. RefSeq names its product pentatricopeptide repeat-containing protein At2g22410, mitochondrial-like. Bases 156 to 2153 code for a protein of 665 amino acids. NCBI's taxonomy places the organism in Eukaryota, Viridiplantae, Streptophyta, Magnoliopsida, Fagales, Juglandaceae. Gene Ontology annotation, biological process: RNA modification. Gene Ontology annotation, molecular function: protein binding; RNA binding. The transcript has a single exon. The record is from RefSeq and is a predicted model, not a curated record.